Molecule: messenger RNA, 1479 nt
Organism: Fomitiporia mediterranea MF3/22
Lineage: Eukaryota; Fungi; Basidiomycota; Agaricomycetes; Hymenochaetales; Hymenochaetaceae
Exons: 5
Coding region: 133-1137 (334 amino acids)
Source: RefSeq, a predicted model, not a curated record
GCUGUCUGUCGCCGGCGCCUUCCCUUCCCUUGUCUGCUGUCGUUCUUUGUUCCGGACGCCUCCGCGCGGCCCCUCUUCACUCUUGCUUCUCGUCGGCUCGAUUCUACCCUCUUUUAACAGCUUGGUAUAGUGAUGAUGCGUUUUUCCACCCUCCAUUCUGCCGCUCUCGUAUUUCUUUCCUUUGAUCUGCGUGCAUCCGCGCAUGGCUUUCCUACUGAUGUCUCUAUUGAUGGCAAGACAUAUCCCGGUGCCAAUGGUCCCAACGCGUCGGGCAAUUCUCCCUUCCGCAAGGUCAGCUCCGGCAGUCCAGUGACAGAUCCAACUUCACAGGACAUUAUUUGUGGUUUGGACUCCAAGAAAGCGUCCACCUCUGCCUCCGCAAAUCCCGGAAGCGUCCUCAAGAUCAGUUGGGGAGCCAAUUCGGGUGGGAACUGGUUCCAUAAUGUUGGCCCGAUAAUGACCUACAUGGCACGCUGCACUGGCGACUGCUCAUCCUUCUCUCCUGAUUCGUCGAUCGCAUGGUUCAAGAUCGACGAGCAAGGCGAGUCUGUCCCAGGGGACUCAAAUACCUGGGCGCAGAAGAACCUUGACUCAGGUGCUCCGACGACUGUCACCAUUCCAAAGAACUUGGCUUCGGGCAAUUAUCUCAUGCGACACGAAAUCAUUGCCUUGCAGAACUCUGGCACGAAGGGUGGCGCUGAGUUUUACCCGAGUUGCCUGCAGCUCAAGGUUGGCGGCGAUGCAACCGGUGAACCUGAUAAAACUGUUCACUUCCCAGGUGCAUAUAAGGCGACUGACCCUGGCAUCUUGGGCUUUUUCUACAACCCUGGCACGGUAUAUACGUUCCCUGGAGGUGAUGUUGCGAAGAUCGGCGGCUCUUUGCCGUCUUCCGGCGACUCUGGCUCUGACUCUGGGUCAUCCUCGAAGGCCAGCCCGACGAAGUCCUCCUCGAAGGGUAGCAGCUCUGCCACGCCUACUGCAACGGGCGACGCAGGUGCAGCAAAGCCCUCAGCAACUGGUCGAUGCAGAUCCAGGAAGCGUAACCUCCGCCGUGCUAACGACACUGCCGAAGGGCUGGCAGGUCGUUCCUUGAAGAUGCACCGCAAGCGCCGUUCUGCACAUGUUGCGUCGUUCUAAUCGUCUUCCUGCGAUACUAUCUUUUUAUAAUUCGAUUUUCCUCCUUACCCUCUUUUCUGCUUUGUCAUCCUCGCCUUUAUACUCCUGUGGCCGUGGUCGGAAGACCGGCUCUCCCCAGUAUACCACGAAGUAACGACUCGACGUCGUACGAUAGCCCUAAGGCUAUGAGCUAAACCUGACACGACUUGACGUCGCCAUUUUUUUUUUCGCGUAUUGUUAUCAUUACUUGUACUUGUCCGUCAUUACACGCUUUGGUCGUUGUAGAUUACUUUGUAGCUAUAUUUGAGCGUUGAGACGCAAUUGCAUUGCGAAUGAAAUCGGAAAUUCCGCGUUUGUAACCCC